Molecule: messenger RNA, 3285 nt
Organism: Diachasma alloeum
Lineage: Eukaryota; Metazoa; Arthropoda; Insecta; Hymenoptera; Braconidae
Product: protein FAM122A
Exons: 4
Coding region: 538-1506 (322 amino acids)
Molecular function (GO): protein serine/threonine phosphatase inhibitor activity
Source: RefSeq, a predicted model, not a curated record
CCGGUCUCCUAGGAUCCCGCUGGGAGCCGAGCCGAGCCGAAUAGAGAAUAAACCUCGAAAGGUGUAGGUUGCAUUUUAGUGAGAGACCACCGAAUGUGCCCGGGUGGGUGUUAAAAUCCAGCGGCAACGUGCCCCGCAACAACCAGCUCACCAAAGCCCCCAACAAUCCCCAAGUAUCUCAACAAAAUAGCCCAUCGUUGUGCAUUAAUUUCCCAUUGUGCCAUGAGUGUCUCUCGUUGGGGCAUUUAAACGAAUAAAUUAUUCUCAUAAACACAUAUGUCGUGAGGGCCUGGGACAUUGUCAUCGAAGAGUGCCACCCAGUCUCGAGGCAUUUGUUGCGACGACUGUUGACUCGUUAAACAAAAAUUGUCACAUUUUUCUCUCGACAUUUUUCCUUCUGUUGAGAUAUCGAACGUCGAGUGGGACGUUAGUGCUGGGUGUUGCGAGCAUACGCCUCGAGGAAGCGUUUACGGUUGGGCUUUCACAACCACCAAAUGUGCCUGACUCUUGUGUUUAUUUGUCGAAUAAAUAGUACAGAUGAGUGUGAAAAAAAAAUCAGUGACAGCCAUGGAUAUUGACUGUCCAAUUGUUAGUCUCAAACGUUCUAGUAGUGCUCCUAUGAUUAAUGAAAUCAGUGCCACUAUGUCCGUCAGCUCACCUUCCACAUCUGCGCCGAGGGACGCGGUAGCAACAUUCAACAUAUUCUCCAAUACACCGAGAACGAGACGAUUCAGCACAAGUAGUCCAGGAAGUGCCCCAAGACUGACACCACGUGUGAAUCAACUGAAGCAGGAGGAGUGUCUGGAUGUUGCUGGUCGUGAGGCAGCCCACGAGAAGGAGAUUCACAGUGCAAUGCAGAUAUCCCAGUCCUGGGAGGACUUGACACUCGAAGCUGAGGGAUUAUCGUUCAAGGACUCUGAAUCACCGACACAACAGUUGAAUAAAAUGGAGAGGCAGAUAACGAAACGAGUGUUCGAUCCACUCAAUCUGAAUUUACCUGUGGGUGGGGGUCCUCCAUUGUGCUCGUCUCCAUCGCCCACGAGGUCGCAUCUGGGUCAGCGCCAGUGCUAUUCACCUGGUUUGCACAUGGUCAAUUGGAAGACUAAUUUAUCACCGAGUCCAACGAGAAAGGCUUUUGCUACUAGGCGCAGUUUGAGCCCCAUUGCUAUUCGACCGAGUUGUCUGGGACCUGUUAAGAGGAAGUUCGAGCUUGAUGACAGCAAUGGGGAUCAGCUGCUUCAACCUCCAGUCAAACGGACGUCUACCUUAGUUUUGUCGAGCUCACCGAGGUUGUCAAGUCCACUUUCAGGGACAAUAAGCUCGGUGGGAACGCCCGAGUCGUUGUGCAGCGUCGACUCGCCAGGGUUUUCAUUUCGUCCAGUUGACAGUCCAUCCCCCAGUCGAGUGAUAACGAACGGGGAUGAGCCGAUGAACGAAGGCAACGAUCUGAUUAAAACAACCGGUCAGAUUCAGGCGAAUCAGGUUGGCCAGUGCAAUCACAGGUGAACUGCUUCCUUAGAGCAAUAAAUUAUCGUUACCCCAUCGAUAUUCAACCGAAAUGAAACUUGAAUUAAUAGGAUACUUCGUCAUAGUUGUCUUUACUUAGUGCGUAUUAAAUCAAUUAAUUAAUGCUGAUUGCUACUUGCCCAAAGGUGCCAGAAAAACGCAGAAUUUCCUUAUUGUGUGUGAAGAAAAUUCAAUAGAAGGUCCUAGGUUGGGGUUUUGCGUGAAAUUUACUUCAUGAAGAAUGAAAUAACGAAAAUGUCUUAAUUUAAUUUAAUGAGUAUUAAUUCCUUUAAUUUACUUUAAAAAAUUGCAGUUGGCUUUUUAAACUGUUGAUGUGAAAUCCUUAGUUUCACAUCAUUCGGUUCUCAUUGAAAACAGAAUAAUUUAAAAUUAAGAAGGUGAAAAUAUGGAAAUAGUGGAUUCGUAUCUUCGACAAGAACAUUAUGAUGGCUUGAUUUUUCAUUGUUUUCCAAAUCAAAAGAUACGAAUGCAGUAUUUUUUAUUUCACUCGGCUAACUUUGAUCAUUUUCGACACUUCGAUCAUUUUUUACAAUAAAAAAUAAUAUGCAAAAGCCCCUUUUCAUUGAAUUUUGGAUCAGAAAUGUUCGUUGGAAGCAAAAUUGGAGAGAAAAUCCCAAUUCUCCGGGUUAAAAAAUAGGAUUAACAAUUAAUGUUUUCAAUUUUCGGGUUAAAAAUGAACUAUUAAAAUUUAAGUUAAUUCCACGUCUCAUCAACGAAUUACUUACUUCUUAAAUUUACUAAACACAAUUGCAAUUUUCUUUUUAAACGGUUGAUGAGAAAUCUUUUUAUUAUCACAAAUGAAAACAGAAUGGGAAAUAUUGAAUACGUAUUAUUAACAAGAUCGUCGUGACAUCUUGAUUUUCCACAGCAAAAAAAAAAUUGGUCUAAUAUAUUUCCCUGCGUUUAUUAUAAUUAACCAUCGAGUGGUCGCGCUAUGAGCAAAGCGCAGUCCUUUUCAUUUGUUUCAUGACAACUGCGAAAAUAUCGAUAAUCACGAAAUGCCCAUUUAGGAGUUUCUCAAAUAAUCUGUCCUCGUGGCGUUAAAUGCGGUUUUAUUGUUCUGCGGUCACCAAAUCUUCUGUUCUUAAUUUUUCAAUGAAGGGCGGUCAGAAAAAAACGCCGCUGCGCUCGUUGCGCGGCCAGAGUCGUAGUAGAAAUUCGACGAGCGACGUUGCCAGCACUCGUGCUGUUCCCAGCUGGCAGAUGACGAAUCGUUGUGGCAACGUCGCGCUCGAAAAUACGGACGGCGCAGCGCUUUACCGCGCGACCACUCGAGGGUUGAACAGAAAAUGCGAAACCCCAAUUUCAUUGAGUUUUCGAUGAGAAAUAUUCAAAAGAAAAAAAAUUGGAGGAAAGUUCAGUAUUUUUUGUGGACAUCUGACUAAUUUUCCAGGUUUUCUUCCAAAAAUUGUUAAUACAAGACAUUAAGAAAAUACAAUAGAAUCAAUUUCAUAGGGCCCGACGGCCUGGCGCUCUGGGUAAGGCGUUGCCUCACGGGCACAAGGUUCCGAAUUCAAAUCCCGGUCGGGUGGAAUGGUGAGAUCUAACCAUUUUAAAGUCUUGAUCAUCAUCGCAAUAUACUCAACCGAGUCGAAACGAUCUAAAAUAGGGGAGGGUCGGGCAAAAUGGGACGUAUUGAGAUCUUUUCCAGUUGUCAAUAUCUUCACUUAUAAAUGAAGAUAUUCCUAUCCUAUUUACCAAAGAUGAACGAAACGUGAAGUUGUUUUAUAUCGAAAUAUCUCGAAACUGCCUGACCGC